AUGCAACUUCAGACAGUGCAGCAGACCUUCCAUCGCGAAAUCGUGAGCGUACGUAAGCAUUGCACGUAUGUACAGUGCUCGACCGAUUGUCAAGAGACGAUCAGUCUCUAAGUAAUUCUGUUCGCAGCGAAAAAUGUACCGGCCAACGGCUACUCUGCGAUUAACGAGAAACCAAGAACCUCGGUGAAGACGAGGGUCGCUCCGACUGCUGCAACCAACGGCGUGCUGUAUAGCCGUGUAAUUGUUACUACAACAUACGUACGCGUUGGAGAGUUACAUGGCGAGUUAUUCGCGAGGACGUUCCUCUCGACAAUCCGAUGAUACGAUGGACGAUGAUGUUGACGAUAAGGAUGACACAAAACGGAAAUCACGUAAUUUAAGUGAGAAAAAACGACGUGAUCAAUUCAACAUGCUUGUUAAUGAGCUUGGAAGCAUGGUUAAUCCGAAUACACGGAAAAUGGACAAAUCUACCGUAUUAAAGUCGACGAUUUCGUUCCUGAAGAAUCACAAUGCGAUAGCUGUCAGAUCGAGGGUGCACGAAAUUCAAGAAGAUUGGAAACCAUCAUUCCUUUCGAACGAAGAAUUCACACAUCUCAUAUUAGAGGCUCUGGACGGUUUUAUAAUGGUAUUUUCUUCAAGCGGGCGCAUUUAUUACGUGUCCGAAAGUGUUACGUCUCUACUUGGAUAUCUUCCAAACGAGUUAGAGAAUACAACAAUCUAUGAUAUUACAUAUCAAGAGGACCAAUCAUCCUUAUACAACGUAUUAUUGAAUCCUGCCAAUACGAGGGAUCGACGAAAUAUUAAAAAAGAGGAUCAAAUAUUCUUCUCCUGUCACAUAAAAAGGGGUGGUCUAAAUGUCCAGGAGAACCCAGUAUACGAGCUUGUACAAUUUGUUGGAUAUUUUCGCUCCGACGUCGAUACGGAGGUAGACAAUUUAUUACCGAACACGAAGUUCGGCAGUACCACUGGAAUAGAUACAAAAUUAGUUUUCGUGGGUACAGGACGUCUUCAAACGCCCCAAUUGAUCCGCGAAUUAUCCGUAAUGGAUAACACAAAGUCAGAAUUCACGUCCCGGCACAGUCUCGAAUGGAAAUUCUUAUUUCUUGAUCAUCGAGCACCUCCUAUCAUCGGCUACCUUCCCUUCGAAGUGUUAGGCACGUCUGGCUACGAUUAUUACCACGUGGAUGAUUUAGAUAAAGUAGUCAUGUGUCACGAAUCAUUAAUGCAAAAGGGUGAAGGAACCUCCUGCUACUACAGGUUUCUCACGAAAGGCCAACAAUGGAUAUGGUUACAGACUAGAUUUUACAUCACGUAUAAUCAAUGGAAUUCUAAGCCAGAAUUCAUUGUCUGCACGCACUAUGUCGUUAGCUACAUCGACGUAAUUAAAGAAUUACGUAAAGAGACAGAGAAUUUUAAUAAGGAACAAAAUCAGGAUGUUUUAAUACCAGUGAAACAGCAGGUAACGACGUCCUGUCCAGUUUCGCCGACACAGUGGCCGAAAUCGUCGAGGACGUCGAAAUCGGUAGCAUCGAACACCCGAUCGCGACACGUAGAAAGUUCCGACUCUUCCUCGGUGUCAGCUUCUCUACGAAGUUCUCCACAUUCCCAAAUCACACACAUUUCAAGAUCGAAAGGAACAUCGGCGAACAGUUCGAUCACGUCGAAAACUCACCCCAUACCCCCCAUGGACAAUAGACCGCAGCAGCAGCAACAGCAGCCGCAACAUCAGCAACAACCUCUGAUAGAUGUCGAUCAGAGUUGUAUUAAUUUCAUUGAACAAACACCGUACGCGACUGUUAAUCUGCAGCCUGUGGUCAGUACAGCUUUCGCAGCACCGGCUACGCCGAUCGUCUCCACCCUUUCAACCCCCGAGGGUAUCGUGAUGACACCGGCACAGAAUCAAAUUCAAGACGAGUUGCAGCGUAAACACGAGGAACUGCAACAAUUGAUAGUGCAUCAACAGGAAGAACUUAGAAGGGUGUCGGAACAAUUAUUCAUCGCCAGAUAUGGAAUUCUGUCGCCGUUACUUAAUGCGAGCAUGCCUUACAAUGCAACGAAUGCAUGCCAGCAAAUGAACCGAUGCAACACGAACAAUUCCAACGUGCAAUUACCCACGUCGAGCAGCGUGCAAGGUGUGAACGUUCUUCCUCUGCCGAUCACGGUGCCAGUGCCAAUAGUGCCUACCGAAUUGUUCUCUCACCCCCUGACGGUGAGCCCUGUGCCAACAGUACCGGCCGCUGUCCAAGGAAACGUCGCCGCCAUGAUUCAACCCCUACAGCCGCAAGCCCAGCAACAACCCCAACAGCAAGCAUCGACGCAACCUAACAACAAUCCUCCGGAUCUCGUGCCUUUUCAAAUCUGUCCCCAUCAAGGUGAUAUACUGUACAACGACAUGGAAACGCCUGCGAAUCAACAGCAAAGAUCGUCGCAAAAUUGAGAACCGGAAGCGAGAAAUUAGAAAGAGGAAAUUUGGCUCGUGUGGGGCUGGUGUACGUGAAACAGUUAUAGGAUAACUGGCUGACCAAUUUUGUAAAAAAUAAUAGUUUUAACUGUUGGAACUUUGAAGUUGAAUUGAAUUUUAUAGUAUUUAAUGAUGAAAGAUUAUAUUAAUUUUUUUUGUAAAUUGAUCUUAAUAUUAAUAUCUUUCGAGUUAGGAUGUCGAGAAUUUAUCAUCUGUUCAUUUAAUGAUUCAUGCAUUAUUUAAAAUUUAAGUUUUUAAUGUUAUCGCGAGUAGAGGAGCCUCCUUUCCCUAUAUCGCCAACUGUACACUAUCGAGAAUUCAUAUUUCAGUCUUCAGGCAAUAUUCAUCAAACAUUCGACUUUAUUUAUUGUUGAUAAAAUCAAAAAUAGGAUUAUGGAAAGGACGAAUAACGUCACUGGUAUGUGUAUAUGUAUAUACCUAUGAUACUGUUGUCUAAUAUGAAUUGAACAAAGUACAGGACGUAAAAGGAGGAAUAGUAUUUUUUAAUUUAUUUACAAGAGUACAAAAAACUGGAGAAAGCGAAAACUGUAUGUUCCAUAUGUAGGUACAUAGAGACAAUAAUCGAUCAUUUAAUUCAAUGAUGUUUAUUAUAGGAAACGAGUACGGAAACAGGGUAUAUUCGAAAAUUUAUAUAUAUAUAUAUAUGUAUACAUAUGUAUAUUAAUAUAUUUUGUUGUAAAUG
This is a messenger RNA of Osmia bicornis bicornis, 3164 nucleotides long. RefSeq names its product circadian locomoter output cycles protein kaput-like (gene Clk). Lineage: Eukaryota; Metazoa; Arthropoda; Insecta; Hymenoptera; Megachilidae. Gene Ontology annotation, molecular function: RNA polymerase II cis-regulatory region sequence-specific DNA binding; DNA-binding transcription factor activity, RNA polymerase II-specific; protein dimerization activity. The coding region runs from base 278 to 2437 and encodes 719 amino acids. Gene Ontology annotation, cellular component: CLOCK-BMAL transcription complex; nucleus; cytoplasm. The transcript is spliced from 12 exons. The record is from RefSeq and is a predicted model, not a curated record. Gene Ontology annotation, biological process: regulation of transcription by RNA polymerase II; circadian regulation of gene expression.